AUUUUAACUAAACAGAAUUCCUUAAUCAAAAAGUUCGAAGUAAAUAGUUGUUAUAAACGCGUAAUGUUUAACCUUUUUUAGAUCACGCCCAAAUUUUUGUUUUUUAUUUGUUUUAUCGUUAAAUAUUUACUUGUGUUAUUAUUAACUAAAUUAAAAUAAUGGUGUUUUUUUAUAUUAAAUUAUAUAAUUAUUAAUUUCAAGAUGAUGAGAAUUAUUGCAAUAACUUAUUUUUCUCUAUUUACUUUUUGUGAAAUUAAAGCUGAUUCUGAUUGUAAUGAACCUUUGUUAGAUAAAGCUGUACUCCGAGCGACUUCUUCUUUACCUGAUAGGGGUCCAGAAAAUGCACGUCUUAAUGGUCACUCGGCAUGGUCUCCUUCUUAUGAUUCUCUCUAUCACUCAUUGAUUAUUGAAUUUUCGGAUAAAAUGAAAGUGUGUUCUAUUGAAGUUCAAGGUCGAUCUUUUACAUUAGAAUUUGUUACUGAAUAUUUUAUACAAUUCUCAGAUAAUGGCCAGGGGUGGAAAAAUUUACAAGAUAUACGUGGCGAUAUUGAGCUUUUUAAAGGCAAUGCAAAUGGUGAUGAUGCUGUCAGAAAUACUUUUAGUGUUCCUAUUAUAGCUCAAUGGAUUAGAAUUAAUCCAACUAGAUGGAGAGAUAGAAUAUCUUUGAGAUUAGAACUUUAUGGUUGUCCUUAUGCUUCUGAUAAUCUUUACUUUAAUGGAAGUUCAUUGGUUCGAUGGAAUUUAAGAGAUUCUCCAGUUUCUGCUCAUAGAGAAACAAUAAGAUUUCGAUUUAAAACUAAUGUAGCUGAUGGAGUAUUAUUGUAUGGUAUUGGAUCUCAAGGCGAUUAUCUAGCAUUGCAGCUUAGAGAUAACAGAUUACUAUUAAAUAUAAAUUUAGGUUCCCAAAUUAUGACAAGUUUAUCAAUUGGAAGUUUAUUGGAUGAUAAUAUUUGGCACGAAGUUAUUAUAAUGCGAAAUAAACUUGAUGUUGAGUUUUCUGUUGAUCGUGUUACCAUUGAAGGGCGCAUAAAAGGAGAAUUUGAAAGAUUAGAUCUCAAUCAUGAAAUAUUUAUCGGAGGUGUGCCCCAUUUGAAUAAUGGUUUAGUUAUCAAUAAAAAUUUUACUGGAUGUAUUGAAAAUCUUCAUAUGAAUUCAACAAAUAUGAUUUAUUUAGUUAAAGAAGCAUAUAACUCUGGAGAUUCUUGGUUGAUGCAGAAAUAUCAAAAAGUAAACACAUUAUACACCUGCUUAGAUUCUCCAAUAAUUCCUGUCACAUUUCUUACUCAAUCAUCACAUGCUCUUAUUAAAAGUUAUGAAGGAAUGAAAAAAAUUAAUAUUUCAUUAUCAUUCCGGACCUACGAAGAAAAAGGAAUGCUGGCACAUCAUAAAUUUUUGACAAAUGGACACGUAAAACUCUUUUUGGAAAAUGGAAGUAUUAUGGUAGAAUUAGUAACAAAAGAUGAUACUCGAGUGGUUUUGAAUAACUACGAAGAAAAUUUUAAUGAUGGAAGAUGGCAUAGUGUUAUUUUAGUUUUGAGAAAUAAUUUUCUGGAGUUGAAUGUUGAUAAUAGACCUAUGCAAACAAUACGAAAGUUAGAUUUUAUGACUGGUACUAAUUAUCUCAUUGCUGGCGGUGUUCAUGGUUCAAUUGGUUUUAUUGGUUGUAUGCGUCUGAUAACAGUUGAUGGAAAUUAUAUGCUACCAACUGACUGGAAACUUGGAGAAGGGUACUGUUGUGAAAAAGAAAUUUUAUUUGAUGCAUGUCAAAUGAUUGAUAGAUGUAAUCCAAAUCCAUGUAGACAUGGUGGAACUUGCAAACAGAAUUCUAAUGAAUUUUUUUGCAUUUGUUCUAAUACUGGUUAUGGUGGAGCUGUAUGUCAAACUCCUUUACAUCCUUUAUCAUGUCGAGCCCAUAUGAACGUAAAUCCAGUAGGUCAAAGUGCUGACAUUACUGUAGAUGUUGAUGGUAGUGGUCCAUUGAAACCAUUUCCAGUUACAUGUCAAUAUUAUGCUGAUGGAAGAGUUGUCACUUUGGUUAGACACCAAAAUGAAGGUGAAUCACCUGUAGAUGGUUAUCAAGAACCUGGCGGUUUUAGCCAAGAUUUUAUGUAUGAAGCUGACAUCUUUCAAAUUGAAGCACUUGUUAACAGAUCUCAUUCAUGUUGGCAAUCAUUAAGUUACUCUUGUAAACAAUCUCGACUGUUUAAUUCUCCUGCAAAUGGAAUAGAUUUUAGACCUUUUGGAUGGUGGGUAUCUAGACAUAAUCAAAAAAUGGAUUAUUGGGGUGGCUCUAUUCCUGGAUCUUACAAAUGUCAGUGUGGUGUUAUUGGUGAUUGCAAAGAUCAAACAAAAUGGUGCAAUUGUGAUUCUGGAUUUGACAGUUGGUUAUCAGACUCUGGUGAUAUUAGAGAAAAAGAGCAUUUACCCAUAAAAAAAGUACAAUUUGGAGAUACAGGAACUCCUUUAGAUGAAAAAGAAGGUCGUUACAAAGUAGGACCAUUAAUGUGUGAAGGUGAUGAUUUAUUUAAUAAUGUUAUAACAUUCAGAAAAUUGGAUUCACAAAUACGUUUACCAACUUUUGAUUUUGGACAGAAUUCAGAUAUUUAUUUUGAAUUUAAAACAACUAUUGAAAAUGCUGUUAUUUUUGAAAGUCAUGGUCCUAAAGAUUUUAUCAAAUUUUCACUUAUUAGUGGUCAUUCAUUACAAUUCACUUAUCAAGCUGGCAGUGGUCCUUUAAGUGUACGUGUAGAAACAUCUGACACACUAAAUGAUGAUCGAUGGCAUUCAGUUUUAGUAGAAAGAAAUAGAAAAGAAAGUCGUAUUAUAGUCAAUGGUGCCUUAAGACAAUCUGUUAAAGAACCUCCUGGACCUGUCCGUGCAAUUCAUUUAACAUCACCUUUUAUAAUAGGUGCAUCAUCUGAUGAACAAAAUGGCUUUAUUGGUUGUAUGAGGGCAUUCAUGUUAAACGGCCAAUUAAUUGAUUUAAGGAAGUAUGCAGAAGAAGGACUUUAUGGUAUAUCACCAGGUUGUAUUGGAAAAUGUGAUAGUAGCCCUUGUUUAAAUAAUGGAACUUGUUUUGAAAAGUAUGAUGGGUACUCAUGUGAUUGUCGAUGGACUGCAUUUAAGGGCCCUAUAUGUGCCGAUGAAAUUGGUGUAACCCUAAAAGCAAGUUCAAUGAUUAGAUAUGAUUUUGAAGGAAUUUGGAGAUCAACUAUAUCAGAAAAUAUUAGAGUUGGUUUCACUACUACAAAUCCAAAAGGCUUUUUACUUGGAUUGUUUUCAAAUAUUUCUGGAGAAUAUAUGACCAUUAUGGUAUCAAACAGUGGUCAUUUAAGAGUGGUUUUUGACUUUGGGUUUGAGCGACAAGAACUUAUUUUUCCUGAACAACAUUUUGGGCUUGGUCAGUAUCAUGACCUAAGAAUUAAAAGAAAAAACUCAGGCUCUACUUUAGUGAUGGAGGUAGAUGGAUCAGACCCAAAAGAGUUUCAUUUCAAUAUUAAAGAUUCUACUGAUGCUCAAUUCAACAACAUACAAUACAUGUAUAUUGGUCGUAAUGCAUCCAUGACGGAAGGUUUUGUGGGUUGCAUAUCACGUGUUGAAUUUGAUGAUAUAUAUCCUCUCAAAUUAUUAUUUCAACAAGAUGGUCCUCCUAACGUUAGUGGAAUGAAUACAACAAUUAAAGAAGAUUUUUGUGGUGUUGAGCCCGUCACACAUCCUCAGCCAUUAAUAGAGACAAGACCACCUCCAAUUUUAGAUGAAGAAAAAGUUAAAGCUGCAUAUAAUGAAACAAAUUCUGCUCUUAUUGGAGGAGUAUUUUCAUUCAUAUUAUUGGCAAUUCUCAUACUUGCAUUUCUUGUUGGACGAUAUGUAGCACGGCAUAAAGGAGACUAUAUCACUCAAGAAGAUCGAGGUGCUGAUAUUGCAUUAGAUCCAGAUGAUGCUGUAAUUCAUUCUACCACUGGACAUCAAGUACAAAAGAAACGUGAAUGGUUUAUUUAAAACCUUUAAACUUGUAAGACAAUUUUAUAAUUUUGUUGGACUAUCUGAUACCAUUUAUUUAAAUUUACAAAUGUUUAAUCUUAAACUGAUCAUAUUUUACUAUAAACAUUUGUAUUAGUUUUAUUAUUUGUUUCAAAGACAAAUAUUUUAAGCUAUUUUUAUUUUUGGUACCAUUUUAUUAUUAUUACUUUUUUUUUUCAUUAAAUAUAAAAAUUAAUUAUACAAUAAAACUUAUUUUUUAAUAAUAUUAGUGAAAACAUUUUUUAUAAAUAAUUUUAAUCAGUUAAAUUGUUUUAACUUAUAGCUUGAAAUAUGAUUUUAAAUUAAAUCCCACUAAUGAAAUUUUUUUAUGUUUAUACAUUUUUAUUGUUUUUAAUUUGAUACAAUCGAUAUGAUCUUACUUAAUUACACUUCAUCUAUUAGUUUAAAUGUGUGGGAUAUCUUAUUUAUUUUACUUUAUAAAUUACAAAUGACUAUUAAUUUUUAUAUUAUGCUUUAAUUUCUUUUUAUUAAGUCAUUUGAAUCUCAAUAUUUACUUAAGUAUAACUCACUAACUGCCUUAAAUAAAGUUUGCACUACAGGAUGUGUUAAUGUAAAUAAUUGUUGUCUGAAGCACAAUGUUUAAUUUUUUUUUUUUUCCAUUCAAAAUGUCAAAGUUGUGUAAAAAGAAAUAUAAAUAACUGA
Molecule: messenger RNA, 4683 nt
Organism: Daktulosphaira vitifoliae (grape phylloxera)
Lineage: Eukaryota; Metazoa; Arthropoda; Insecta; Hemiptera; Phylloxeridae
Gene: Nrx-IV
Product: neurexin-4
Exons: 24
Coding region: 202-3999 (1265 amino acids)
Source: RefSeq, a predicted model, not a curated record